AUGUCUGAAAUCAGAUUCAGCAAUCUCACUUGGGAUCAAGUUAUAACACUGCAUCAAGUGUUAGAUGAAGUAAUUCCAAUUCAUGGAAGGGGGAAUUUCCCCACGUUGGAGGUAAAACCAAAAGAUAUCAUUCAUGUUGUGAAAGAUCAACUGAUAAAGCAAGGAAUUAUUGUUAAAGAUACCCGAUUGAAUGGUUCCACAGCAAGUUGCAUACUUGCAAGCCACAAAGGCAUGAGCUAUAAGGAUCUGGAUGUUAUUUUUGGUAUUGAACUACCAAGUGAUCAAGAAUUUCAGCUUGUUAAGGACGUAGUUCUAGGUUGCCUACUCGACUUUUUACCAAAAGGUGUAAAAAAGGAAAAGAUUACCCUAAAGAUUAUGAAAGAGGCUUACGUGCAGAAGAUGGUCAAAGUUUGCAAUAAGCAUGAUCGUUGGAGUCUCAUCUCUCUUUCAAAUAACACUGGGAAGAAUGUAGAGCUAAAAUUUGUGAAUUCACUCAGACGACAAUUUGAAUUUAGUGUAGAUUCCUUUCAAAUUGUCUUGGAUCCCAUGUUAGAUUUCUACAGUGACAAAAGUGGUAAGCUAACCAAAGAAUUAUAUCCUGUUGUGGUAGCUGAAAGCAUGUAUGGAGACUUCCAAGAAGCAAUGACACACUUGGAGCACAAGCUUAUAUCUACCAGAAAACCUGAAGAAAUUAGAGGUGGUGGCCUUCUGAAAUACAGUAACUUGCUGGUUCAUAACUUUAAGCCAGUUUGUGAAGCAGAAAUGAAGACCCUAGAACGUUAUAUGUGUUCUAGAUUCUUCAUUGAUUUUCCUGAUGUAGCAGAACAGCGAAAGAAGAUUGAAUCAUACCUCCACAACCAUUUCAUAGGUGAAGAAAAGAGCAAGUAUGACUACCUCAUGACCUUGCAUGGAGUUGUGAAUGAAAGCACUGUUUGCCUCAUGGGUCAUGAAAGAAGACAGACCCUCAAUAUGAUCACGCUUAUGGCCUUAAAAGUACUUGGAGAACAGAAUAUCCUACCUAAUACAGACAAGGUAACUUGCUUUUAUCUGCCUGCUCCAUAUUUUGCUGCUGGGGGAGGGUCCCCUAUGUAUUAUGUAACAUCUAUACUACCACCUACAUUGUUUCAGCCAUACCACCCACUACACUUUCAUGUGCCAAAUGGUAUGGCUUAA
Molecule: messenger RNA, 1173 nt
Organism: Physeter macrocephalus (sperm whale)
Lineage: Eukaryota; Metazoa; Chordata; Mammalia; Artiodactyla; Physeteridae
Gene: TENT5D
Product: terminal nucleotidyltransferase 5D
Exons: 1
Coding region: 1-1173 (390 amino acids)
Biological process (GO): mRNA stabilization
Molecular function (GO): RNA binding; poly(A) RNA polymerase activity
Source: RefSeq, a predicted model, not a curated record